UUCCUCCUCGCGGCCCCGCCCCGGCCCGGCCCAGCCGCGCGUCCCUCCCGCUGCCGAGCCCCGGCGCCCAGGCAAGGAGCCGACAGACGGGCGGACGGACGAGCGGACAAGGGGACUCACGGGCAGCGCGGGCGCGGGGCCUCGAGGAGCAGGUGUGGGCUGGGUACUAGGCCCUGGACUCAGGCCGCAAGGCUGCCCUUCCAUCGCCAGCCACCACCGAGGACGCCAUGAGCCAGCUGGGGUCCGUGAGCUGUGGCCCAGGUGCUGCCAAUGGCAGCCUGGGCCGGUCUGACGGUGUGGCCAGGAUGAGUGCCAAGGACCUGUUUGAACAGAGGAAGAAGUACUCCAAUUCCAACAUCAUCAUGCAUGAGACCUCCCAGUACCACGUCCAGCACCUGGCCACGUUCAUCAUGGACAAGAGUGAGGCCAUCGCGACGGUGGAUGACGCCAUCCGUAAACUGGUGCAGCUGAGCUCCAAGGAGAAGGUCUGGGCCCAGGAGAUGCUGCUGCAGGUCAAUGACCAGUCUCUGCGGCUGCUGGACGUGGAGUCGCAGGAGGAGCUGGAGAACUUCCCGCUGCCCACCGUGCGGCACAGCCAGACGGUGCUGAACCAGCUGCGGUACCCCUCCGUGCUGCUGCUCGUGUGCCAGGACUCCGAGCAGAGCAAACCCGACAUCCACUUCUUCCACUGCGACGAGGUGGAGGCGGAGCUGGUGCACGAGGACAUCGAGAGCGCGCUGGCCGACUGCCGUCUAGGGAAGAAGAUGCGGCCGCAGACCCUGAAGGGCCACCAGGAGAAGAUCCGGCAGCGGCAGUCCGUCCUGCCAGCCCCCAAGGGCCCAGCCCCCAUCCCCUUCCAGCGCUACGGCAGUGACGCCCCGUCCACCAAGAACCGUGUGGGGCCGCCGAUGCCCCUCCCUGAGCCAAGCUUCCGUCGUCGGGAGUCGCUGGACGAGGAGCCGCGCGCAGUGCUGGCUCAGAAGAUUGAAAAGGAAACGCAAAUCCUCAACUGUGCCCUGGACGACAUUGAGUGGUUCGUGGCUCGGCUGCAGAAGGCGGCAGAGGCUUUCAAACAGCUGAACCAGCGCAAGAAGUGGAAGAAGAAAGGGAAGAAGGGGCCCGCAGAGGGUGUCCUUACGCUGCGUGCACGGCCCCCCUCUGAGGCCCAGUUCAUCGACUGUUUUCAGAAAAUCAAGCUGGCUGUCAACCUGCUGGCCAAGCUACAGAAGCACAUUCAGAACCCCAGUGCUGCAGAACUCGUGCACUUCCUCUUUGGACCUCUGGAACUGAUCGUCAGCACCUGUGGGGGCCCAGACAUCGCACGCUCCGUCUCCAGCCCCCUGCUUUCCCGCGAGGCCGUGGGCUUCCUGCGAGGCCACCUAGUCCCCAAGGAGAUGACGCUGUGGGAGUCACUGGGGGAGAUGUGGACACGCCCCCGCUCGGAGUGGCCACAGGAGCCACAGGUGCCCCUCUACGUGCCCAAGUUCCACAGCGGCUGGGAGCCACCCCUGGACGUGCUGCAGGAGGCUCCCUGGGAAGUGGAAGGGCUGGCGUCUGCCCCCGACGAUGAGCCGACUCUGGUGAACCGACCAUCCUUUCGAAACUCCCCCAAACACAGCCUUGUAUCUGAGCCCACAGCUCCACCACCGGGAGACCCUCUCCCCCCAGUCAGCUCCCCGCAUGCUCACAGGGGCUACGAACCUGGGCCAGCCAUGACCAAGUAUGUCAGGAUCCUCUAUGACUUCACAGCCCGCAACGCCAACGAGCUGUCGGUGCUCAAGGACGAGGUCCUGGAGGUGCUGGAGGAUGGCCACCAGUGGUGGAAGGUUCGUAACCGCAGCGGCCAGGCGGGCUACGUGCCCUGCAACAUCCUGGACGAGACUCGGCUGGAGGAUGCACCCCAGGAGCAGGCCAGUCUGAAAUAUUGGGGUCCUGCCAGCCCCACCCACAAGCUGCCCCCAAGCUUCGCAGGGAACAAAGACGAGCUGAUCCACCACAUGGAUGAGGUCAACGACGAGCUCAUCAAGAAGAUCAGCCACAUCAAGGCGCAGCCGCAGCGGCACUUCCGCGUGGAGCGCAGCCAGCCGGUGGGCCUGCCGCUCACCUACGAGUCGGGCCCGGAAGAGGUCCGCGCCUGGCUGGAGGCCAAGGCCUUCAGCGCCCGGAUCGUGGAGAACCUGGGCAUUCUGACGGGGCCCCAGCUCUUCUCGCUCAACAAGGAUGAGCUGAAGAAAGUGUGCGGAGAGGAAGGUAUCCGCGUGUACAGCCAACUCACCGUUCAGAAGGCGGUCCUGGAGAAGCAGCAAGGUGGGUCGGAGCUGGAGGAGCUCAUAAGCAAGUUUCAUUCAAAGACCCAGAGGAGGGUGGAGGAAGACAGCUAGACCUGGCCGGCAGGGCCCAGCGCAUCUGCGGCAGGGGGAGACGGAGACGCGCCUGCGAAGGGGCCCACCCCCAGUGCAUGGAGUAUUAUUUUUGUAUGUGUGUAUAUUUUGGACCAUGGACACGGGUUGUGGGUGGUGCUGGCUGGGAGCAGCUCACCUGCCUCAUGGCACGUGGCCUGUCCUCAGGCUCAGCAGGGCCUCAGCCCACACGCAUCUGCCUGCCCCAAGGCCCACCUCCGCCAAACUAGCCCCCCGGAGAUGCCAGCCCCUCAAGCACCUGCCGCUGAAGCCAGAGCUGUGGCUUUUUCAGCCCCGCCCAUCCCCCUUCCUGGCUGUCAUGACACCUCUCCCUGAGACCACAGACCCCUCAGGAGGUGGGCAGGGACUUAUCCUUGGGCCUCCCAUCCACAUGGGGGUUCCUCCUGGCACUUGUGACCCAGGCCCCAAAGCUCACCCCCACAGCUGCUCCUUCUCCACGCACCUGCACCUCCAUACCUCUGGGUGGGCUGUGGGCCAGAAGGGCAGCCGACCUCAGCCAACCUGGGCUCUGAGCUGGGCCUUACCCCAGAUAUCGCCCAUAGGGCCCCCCAGUGCACUGCUCCUCAGGGUGGCCUCGGGGGGCUUCAGGCUCCCCUGGGUGGGGGUGCAUGCUAUAUUUUCUCCACACUUGGACUGGACAUAUACUCAUUCAAGUAUGGCCUUAGACACCACCCCCCCAUACACACGCCCAAGGCAGAGCUCAAGAAAGGAACUUUCUCCAACCGGGUCUAAGGCCAGGCUUGCCCUGUGUGCUGUGUGGGUGGUGGGUGAGUCUUGGAGCACUGAACUCUGCAGGUUACACCCAGAGAUGAGAGGUGCUGAGGUUCAAAAGCCAUGUCAUUAAACCAAUUAAGUAUCCUAGCA
Messenger RNA from Ailuropoda melanoleuca (giant panda), 3284 nucleotides. It is a transcript of the gene EPS8L2, whose product is annotated as EPS8 signaling adaptor L2. Gene Ontology annotation, molecular function: actin binding. The transcript is spliced from 21 exons. Bases 228 to 2381 code for a protein of 717 amino acids. Gene Ontology annotation, biological process: Rho protein signal transduction; regulation of Rho protein signal transduction; positive regulation of ruffle assembly. The record is from RefSeq and is a predicted model, not a curated record. NCBI's taxonomy places the organism in Eukaryota, Metazoa, Chordata, Mammalia, Carnivora, Ursidae. Gene Ontology annotation, cellular component: ruffle membrane; vesicle; plasma membrane.